AUGCAUCCCCUCACGCUCUCCUCCACCGCGCUCCUCCGCCUAAUCAAGUCGCUCUCGCCGGCGGCGGGGCCGAGGGCCCACCUCGCGGCCGCGGCGAUUCACGGCCUCCUCUUCAAGGAAGGGCUCCUCCACGCCGGGGCGCACCUCCCCACGGCGCUGCUCUCGGCCUACGCAGCGCUCGGGAGGCCGCGCCACGCGCGGGACCUGUUCGACGAGAUGCCCGACCCGGGCCUCGUCACCCGCACGGCCAUGGCGCGCGCACACGCGGCGUCCGGCUCGUUCCCCGCAGCGGGGAUGGCGGCGGCCAGGAGACCUGGGAAGAUGGUUCAUGCCGUCAUUGUGACAAGCGGCAUUGUCCCGGAUGUGUUUGUCUCCACUGAGCUGAUCAGGGUGUAUGGAGAGUACGGCGAGCUGUCUGUCUCCCGGAGGUUGUUUGAUGCGAUGCCGGUGAGGAGCACAGUUUCGUGGAACGCCAUGGUGCAUCAGUAUAUCAGGCAUAGUAAUAUUGACAAUGCCUACGAGCUGUUCCUUGCAAUGCCAAGGAGGGAUGUAGUGUCAUGGAACACGGUGAUUGCUGGGUACUGCCUCGUUGGCCGAUAUAUGUACGCCAAGUGUGGAAGCAUUGAAAAGGCCCUUCAGGUGUUUGAAAAGGCACCUGGGAAGAGGGAUCUGUACUCAUGGACGACUGUGAUUUGUGGACUGGCAAUGCACGGUAAGGCUGCUGAUGCUCUAAGAAUGUUUGGCAUGAUGCAAGACAAUGGUAUACGACCAGAUGAUGUUACUCUUGUUGGGGUCCUUAAUGCUUGUGCACAUGGUGGACUUGUAGAUGAAGGCCUUCGCCACUUCUACUCCUUAGAGAAGUAUGCAAUCACACCCAAAAUUGAACACUAUGGAUGUGUCAUCGAUCUUCUUGGUCGUGUUGGGCGAUUGGAAGAAGCAUACAGCAUUAUCAGGACCAUGCGGAUGAAGCCUAAUGCAGUAAUCUGGGGCGCAUUCUUGAAUGCAUGCAAAGUUCACAGCAACGUGGAGCUUGGCGAGAUUGCAGCAGCUGAGCUCACCAGGUUAGAUCCAGAUGACCCCUGGGCAAAGGUGAUGCUGUCCAGCUUGUAUGCAAAAGCGCAGGACUGGAGCAGUCUAGCCAGGGAGAGGAGGGAGAUGAACAGCUUGCAGAUGAAGAAAACACCAGGGUGUAGCUCAAUUGAGCUUGAUGGAGAGGUGCAUGAGUUUGUUGCUGGUAGUUUUCAGCAUCCUCAGCAUGGUGAAAUUUGCACUGUACUAGAGAAUGUCGAAGCACAAACACUUGCUGGCUAA
Messenger RNA from Miscanthus lutarioriparius, 1311 nucleotides. Lineage: Eukaryota; Viridiplantae; Streptophyta; Magnoliopsida; Poales; Poaceae. The record is from the annotation of a GenBank genome assembly.